This is a messenger RNA of Rotaria socialis, 1392 nucleotides long. NCBI's taxonomy places the organism in Eukaryota, Metazoa, Rotifera, Eurotatoria, Philodinida, Philodinidae. The record is from the annotation of a GenBank genome assembly.
AUGUUUAGCAGUCGUUCAAGACAUUCAAAUUACCAUCAAACAAAUCGAUCUUAUUAUGGCAUUAUUCUCCUACUUGCUGAAUUAGGUCGCUCAUCACAUUUACCACCGAUAACACUCGCGAUUAUUAUUCUCAAUGUAUUAAUUUAUUUUGACAUAUUUCCAUUAUUUGAUUUAUCGAGUGAUUUACAAUCGGUCUGUGUUAGUACAUAUACUGUACUUGAUCAAGGAGAUUAUAUGCGUAUUUUAUUAGCUCCAUUUUUUCAUGGUGAUGAUAUGCAUUUGUAUUAUAACAUGGCAUCGUUUUUGUACAAAGGACAACAACUUGAAACUCUAUUCGGUAGUCAAUAUUUUGCACUUUUACUUACAAUGCUGACAUUAUUGUCGAGUCUCAUGCUUGUUCUACUUGGUCAAUUAGCAUCUAGUUUAUUAGACAAUCCUGAAUAUUUAUUUACAUGUGCUGUUGGGUUUAGUGCAGUUAUAUUUGCAUUAAAAGUGAUAGCAACACAUUAUACACCAGCGUAUGGUUCAAAUACAUUUCUAGGUUUUAUUCCAAUAUCAGCGAAAUAUAUUGUAUGGGUUGAACUUGUUGUUAUUCAAUUGAUUACACCUAAUGUCUCAUUUCUUGGUCAUUUAGCGGGAAUUUUAGUUGGACUCUUAAAAAAUCCUUCCAUUCAUGAAAUUGAUUUCGAAGCAUCGGCUUCUAGUUUUUGCUUGAUUUCAGCACCAUUACGUUCGGCUAUUAUUCAUUCGCAUGCCAGAUGGAUACCAACGGGUGUUACUGUCGCUGGAGGAUAUGGACGCGGUGGAUCAAAUAAUCAACUGUGGGGCGCGCAUGGUUUAUAUGUUGAUAAAAAUAAGAAUGUUUAUAUUGCUGAUUUUGCGAAUAGUCGUAUUAUUGAAUGGAAACAUGGAUCAAAGAUUGGUCAAGUCGUUGCUGGUGAGUCAGUAGGAACAGUGGUUGCAGGAGGAAAUGGAAAAGGCAGUCGACUCGAUCAACUCAAUUCCCCACGCUUUCUCUUUGUCGAUCGAGACUAUUCGGUGUAUGUAGGAGAUAGAGAUAAUCAACUUGUUAUGAAGUGCCCUAAAAGUGCAAAAUCAGAUAUUCUUGUGACAGGUGGUCAAGGUCUUGGAUCCGAUCCUAUACAAACGGCAUGCGUCAACGGAAUCGUUGUUGAUCAAUUGGGUACUUUAUAUGUGGCAGAGGAAGGACAUCAUCGAGUAACUCGUUGGGUCAAGGAAGCUACCGAGAGCAUUGUGAUUGCUGGUGGGAUUGGUAUUGGAGAACAAGCGAAUCAGUUGACUAUACCUUGUGGUUUAUCAUUUGACAAGGACGGAAAUAUUUAUGUGAUCGACUACGGAAACUAUCGAGUUCAAAGAUUUGAUAUUGAUUGA